AUGUGCUACGAAUGGACCAAGGUGUGGCAGUGCGACCACGGCCCCUGCCCUCAAGAGGCCCCGCUGCUUCAACUCUGCACUGUUGGCCAGCUCAACCUUAACGACCUCGAACGCCAAGACCCGAGAAUUCGCGCCGGACUCACGCCCAGACAGAUCCAGAUGCGCGGGGCGUGCGCCUACAUCGAGGAUGUCCGCAUCCUGCAGCCGGGCUUCUGCGCCCGCUGCCGCGAAGAGCAAGCAAGGGAUCCAGCCAAAUUCAACAGGGAGCUGAUCUGGAAGGACGAGAAGCCAGGCACGCAGAUCUGA
Molecule: messenger RNA, 306 nt
Organism: Lasiodiplodia theobromae
Lineage: Eukaryota; Fungi; Ascomycota; Dothideomycetes; Botryosphaeriales; Botryosphaeriaceae
Exons: 1
Coding region: 1-306 (101 amino acids)
Source: RefSeq, a predicted model, not a curated record